Colletes gigas is the source of this 636-nucleotide messenger RNA. RefSeq lists its product as uncharacterized. The record is from RefSeq and is a predicted model, not a curated record. Lineage: Eukaryota; Metazoa; Arthropoda; Insecta; Hymenoptera; Colletidae. The coding region runs from base 1 to 636 and encodes 211 amino acids. The transcript has a single exon. Gene Ontology annotation, molecular function: nucleic acid binding.
AUGGAAGCAUUCUUAGCAGCAUUAAAGCGAUUUUUUGCGAGACGGGGAAAAGCGGCUCACAUGUUUUCCGACAACGUCAAGACCUUUGUUGCAGCUGCCCGUGAAUUGCGCGAAUUACACAGGUCAUUCAUUCAAGUCACAACCAAUCCCGUUAUCCGGGAGUACAUGGUGACCGAACAAAUAAAUUGGCAUUUCAUACCACCACGCGCCCCUCACUUUGGCGGAAUUUGGGAGGCCGCGGUAAAAUCUCACUUAAUUAUAGUAGUUGGUAAGACGGUAUUAACGUUUGAAGCCAUGAAUACUUAUUUAGUCGAAAUAAAGUCCAUAUUAAACUCGCGUCCUAUCACUCCACUAUCCUCCGACUCGAGGGACCUAUCCGCCCUCACCCCUAGUCAUUUCCUCAUCGGUGACGUAACAGCAAAUAUUCCGGAGCCGAUCGUACCUCAGCUGCCAGCGAACAGGCUGAAGAUGUGGUCACACGUCCAGCAAAUGAGACAACAUUUCUGGACGCGCUGGCACAAGGAAUAUUUGCACCAGUUAAAUGUUCGCAGCAAAUGGCACAACAACAAACCCGUGGAUGUAAAAAUCGGCACUUUAGUGAUCGUCAAGGAGGACCACCUACCGCCCCACUGCUAG